Hermetia illucens (black soldier fly) is the source of this 3301-nucleotide messenger RNA. RefSeq names its product P protein-like. The transcript has 12 exons. Gene Ontology annotation, biological process: transmembrane transport. Bases 727 to 3180 code for a protein of 817 amino acids. The record is from RefSeq and is a predicted model, not a curated record. Gene Ontology annotation, cellular component: membrane. Lineage: Eukaryota; Metazoa; Arthropoda; Insecta; Diptera; Stratiomyidae.
UGGACUACCGCGCUGGCAGCCUCACCGGAAAGUAUUGACUCUUACCAUUCGAACGUGAAGUAUUUCUGUGCCAGGAUACUACCAAACCUUCCCUCCUAGGCAUAGGGGUGGAUAUCUAGGAACUUUGUUGUGGCCUAAAAUAUCGUUGGCAAUUUGAUACCACGCAGAUACGAGUAUCUAGGCUACAAGUAGUUCUUUCUCUGCGUCAGAUUAACUUUUAUAAAUAAUGUGUUUAGUGUCUUACGUGGGCAGUACGUAAAUUGGAAGAAUAUUUUGAUGGCACCAUUGUUUUUGUACUCCACGUUCUCCUCAAUGAGUUAAUGCGGACAAGAACGACGAAGUGUAGAAGUCUAGAUCGUUUGAACCCAGUGCUUCCAUGCUCAACACAGUCUGCAUUCAGCUCCAGGCGAAGCUUUUAAUUGUAUAAGUUACGAUGUGAAACGGGAAGAAGCAGUACGCAAUCGAGUAUCGUCUUGAAAAUAUGUAUGUACGCCUCAUUUACGUUGAAGUGUUGCUCCCGUCUGUUACCGGCUUUUAACCGAUGCGCAACAGGACGAAUGAUAGUACAUUGUAUGAUGCGUUAGCCUCGUAACAUUCAAGUGUCCUCUAACUUGCACCUUUUCUUUGUUUGAGUCAAUACUAAAAAGCCUGAAAAAUCAAUCUUAACAAACGGGUUAUCAUCCUUACUAAUUACGGAGCCAAUAAUCGUAUCCGUGACUUAACAAAAUGAAGCGGAAACUGAAAAUAACGAAGCGACUUGGUCAACGAAAUGAUAGUGAAUCUCAAAAAAGUUACAUUUCGAAACUGGGAGGUGAUGAGCCACGGAAUAGUGUGUCCGAGGACUCUUUGAAAGUGUGGAGUGAGUUACCCGCAAAAAUUCGGCAGGACCCCAGCUUGGCAUUAUUCAAAACAGAGCAUGAGAAAUUGCAUGGCAAACCAAUAGACACAGAAGCCGCAAAUGAAGUGACCGACGAAAGUGAGAAUCCAGAUAACGAAUAUGAUCAUGAUAACAAUGAACACACGACAGACAAUGACGAUAACACAAAAGAAACGGAAUUCGUAUCAAUUAGUCCUAAUAGAACUAUCGGCAAUAUUCCCGUCAAUAAAAAGGUUUCAAUUGUAUCUGCUCAAGUAGUCACCCAACCGGAAAGAUACAGGAAGUACGCAAGGAUGGUUUCACUUUUAGUAAUCUGGCUCAUUGUGACUUCGAUAUUAGCUACAACGAGGGAGAAGACCACCGAAGGGACCCAGAUUGUGAUCCCGUCGAUUGGGGUUAAAGAAUUCACUCUUGGCAACAGACCUUCCAAUAGCCUCUUUAAACUAACUUUCCAAGGAGCCUUUUUGAGUCCUCUGGAGAUCGAAGGAAAUGAAACGAAUUUUCUGGAAGUUCAAUUUCAAAUUGUGGACAAAAGUAACGACUCAUUUCUACUGAAUAUUUUGGAUAUAUGGAAGGUACCUACCGUGCGGCCGCAAUAUUAUGAAACCUCGAAGCUUAGGGCCAUUACGCGGCGCUUCGAGCUAUCAUCCUUCGAACAAGAGAUUCUUGAUCAAGGAUCUAGGGUCAUACAACUAUCGAUUUCAAAACAGUCUCAGGUUCAAACGUAUGACUUGUUCGCGAUGGAGGUUUUCUAUAAUCCCGAAAUAGUUGAUAUUCCAACCGGGGCUUUGUUCGGGGCAUUGAUCCUGGCCAUAAUGUAUAUAUUGAUUAUCUGGGAGAUAGUCCACAGAACUUUUGCUAGUAUAAUUUCAGCUACGAUGGCUAUUGCUGUUCUGGCGGUCUUUGGUGAUAGACCGACCAUGGAGGAGAUAGUGGUAUGGAUGGACACUGACACGCUACUUCUGCUGUUUUCUAUGAUGGCCCUUGUGGCAGUUCUCACAGAGACUGGAAUUUUUGAUUAUUUAGCAGUUUUAACGUUUGAAAUAUCCAACGGCAAAAUCUGGCCUCUCAUCCAUUGUCUAUGCUUGAUAACAUGCUUGGUCUCAGGAUUUCUGGAUAACGUUACUACUGUGCUUCUGAUGACACCAAUUACAAUAAGACUGUGCGAAGUGAUGAAACUGGACCCUGUUCCUAUACUAAUGGCAAUAGUCGUGCACGCCAACAUCGGAGGAACUAUGACGCCCAUCGGAGAUCCACCGAAUAUAAUUAUAACGAACAAUCACUACAUUCAAAACAAUGGCGUGACGUUCAUAACAUUCAUCGCACACAUGGUACCCGGAGUAAUCUUGGUAGUUAUCCAAACCUCCCUCCAUUUCCGAUAUAUUUUCCGUGAUAUUCACAAUUUACGAUUAACUGAAUCUGAAGAAUUGAAAAAUCUACGACGUGAAAUAUCUGUUUGGAAGAGAGCGGCAGGAUCAAUAAAUUCUUAUUCGAAAGAUGCAGAUGUUGUGAAAGAUACGUUACUGAAGAAGGUACGUGUGUUGAGACGUCGUCUGAAAAAAAUGGAAACUGCCGGAACGGUCUCAACAGAUGAUUAUAAUCAUACUUUGGAAAAUUUGAGAUCUAUGUAUCCACUCAAAAACAAGCCCCUACUUAUGAAGUCAGCAUCAGUUCUGGUUUUUAUUAUCGUCUUGUUCUUCACGGAAUCCAUCCCCGGUUUGCGUCACUUAUCACUGGGCUGGGUGGCCUUAACGGGGAUGAUUCUCCUUCUGAUUAUCUCAGGUCGCGAUGACAUGGAUUGUCUGCUAUCGCGAAUCGAAUGGACGACUCUCCUUUUCUUCGCUUGCAUGUUUGUCACUAUGGAAUCACUAUCACGACUCGGCUUCAUCACGUGGAUAGGACAACAAACGGAAAGUAUAAUCCUCAGCGUUCCGCAGGAUUCACGUUUGGCCUGUGCUAUCUUUCUUAUACUUUGGAUUUCGGCACUUUCUUCGGCGUUUGUGGACAGUGUUCCGAUAACAGCGAUGAUGGUGAAGGUCGUAGUCACGUUGGCAGAAAAUGAGAAGUUAAACUUGCCGCUGCAGCCACUGGUGUGGGCUUUGACUUUUGGUCCUUGUCUAGGAGGAAAUGGGACAGUCUACGGUGCUUCGGCGAAUGUGGUGUGUGCUGGAAUAGCCGAACAACAUGGUUAUAAGAUUUCCUUCAUAAAAUUCUUUAGAAUUGUGUUUCCCAUGAUGUUGGCGAGUGUUAUUGUUAUUACUGUUUACCUUCUGUUUUCACAUGUUCUUCUCGAUUGGCAUUGAAUUUCCAAGUUUCUCUUUAAGGCAGCGCGUUAUAUUAUAGUAAACACUGUUCGUGGAAAACUAUGUCCUUUGAUGUUAUGUUAUGUUAAUUUCGUUAUUGAAUAAAAGUCAGAAAAUAAGA